GAAAUGGAUGACCUUGCUGACUUUUUAGGACACGACAUCAGGGUGCAUCGGCAGUACUACAGGCUACCUGAAGGUACAUUACAGCUGGCGAAGAUAAGUAAAGUUCUUCAAGCCAUGGAGAGAGGACAACUAUGUAUCUCAGUUUAAGGAAUCUAGAUGAGAUCCAAAUUGAUCCACAAGAGAGAGUACCGGUGGACAGUGAAGGAUCAGACUUUGAAAACGAGAAAGAAAACGAUGCUUCACCUUCAAAUUCUGCAGGAUCUUCACAAAACCCACGGAGAAAGUGGUCUGCAGAGGAGAUCCAGGCUUUGGAAAAGACUCUAAUGGACUACAUCAGUUCUGGCAAGGUUCCUGGUAAAGGCCAGUGCAUGGAGUGCAUUGAAAAAUCCCCAGCUGCACUUCAAGGGAGCGGUUGGGAGGCAGUCAAAUUUUAUGUAAAAAAUCGCGAUGAAGCGAAAAAUGUAAAGGUGAAAAGCCUUUAAUCGAUGUUUUUUUUUCAUGUGUUUGUUAAAGGCAACAUGUUCAGAAACAUUUAAGUUCAAGUUGCUGACAAAUAAUUAAGAUGUCACAGAUUCUUGUUUUUGUGGAAUUGCCUAAAUCUCCAAACUUUUCAGG
Messenger RNA from Silurus meridionalis, 615 nucleotides. RefSeq lists its product as uncharacterized. The transcript is spliced from 3 exons. NCBI's taxonomy places the organism in Eukaryota, Metazoa, Chordata, Actinopteri, Siluriformes, Siluridae. The coding region runs from base 132 to 482 and encodes 116 amino acids. The record is from RefSeq and is a predicted model, not a curated record.